GCCUUUGUGACGUCACACUAUUGAUUGUGAAAAAGGAGAUCGUCUUUUGGUGGAGACGCCAUCUUAAAAUAAAGUGAUAUAAGUUUUGGUAGAGUAGAAUAUAAUAAAAAUCUGAAGUAAUCGUUAUUGUAAUAUUAGCCUUUGAGCUUAGACUAUUAAUUUAACGUAAUAUCAAGCGUAACGGACCAAGUUGGUGGUCGGUGCGAGGGUGAUCUCCUGAUGGUGUGUACAUCGCAGCAUGUCUGCACUCUCGACGCCGGGCGGCGGAGGCACUACGGCGCAGUCGAAGCCGACGUCCGGCAAGCAAAAAUACCAGAAGUUGGAUAUCAAUAGCUUGUACUGCACUAACAGGAACGAAAACUCUGAGCCAUCCCUAGUAAAAUCUCAACUCAGCCGCAAGCAUGGAAUGCAGAGUCUUGGAAAAGUACCAUCGGCAAGGCGUCCACCAGCCAAUUUGCCAUCUUUGAAAACUGAAACAGGGCAAGACCCUAACGCCAACUCUGUUUCUGCUGUUACUACUACUGUAUCUACACCGGCAACAUGCACCUCUCAGACUGUUCCUACAACAUCCACCAGCAAUGUGCCUGCGUCUACUUGUCCGAGCGGCUGGGUGCCACUUCCACCACCUUCGUCACCACACUUCAGGACAGAGUUCCCGUCAUUGGAGGCUGCUGCCCAACCAUCACACCGUUCUUCAGAGCAUUCAACAUCUCAGCCACAACUCAGGCCGCAAACCGAAGGCAGCUGGACGUGCGGUGGCGGCGCGACCGUGCGGCCGGAAGCCGCGUCCCCCGCGCCUGCCGCACAACAGACCCCCGCCUUCCGCGCUAUACUACCCUCUUUUCUGGUGAAAGGUAGCGGCGGCGGCGGGCUCGGCCUGGGCGCGCUGGCCCCGCCGGGCCGGCGCGCGGCGCCGCGUCCGCCGCCUGCGCCGGCCCGCGCGCAGGACAUCCUCACCGCGCGGCCCAUCCUGCGCCCCGACCAGAUCUCCUCGCUCGAUGACAUUGCGCGCGACGCCGGCUGGGCGCAGCACGACGACAUCGACUAUGACCAAAAAUUAGACUUUUCUGAUGGAGAGUCAUCGGCACCGAAUAAGUCUAAUAAGAAUAAUAACCGACCUAGUAUUGAAACCGAGCGCGUCGAUGCAAAGGUUCCAGAGCUCACAGAUGAAGAGCAAAUAUGGGCUGAACGACGACAGAAGCAAAAUAAUGAGAUGGCUCAAGUGAUAGCGCGAGCACGGCAGAGGAAGGAAGAGGAACAGCGACGGCAAAUGCGAGAUAAUGCGCCCCUUCAGCCCAAGGAUUCCCGCGAUAGAUUAGAUAGAGAUCGCGAUCGGAAUGACAAUCGCGAUCGGAACGACAAUCGCGACAGAGAACCAGACAGCAGAGAAAAGGAGAAUAACAGAGAUAGAGAACGUCACGAUAAUAGAGAAAGAGAUCGCGCUGAUAACAGGGAAAAAGAACGAAGCGAUCACCGUGACACCAGGGAAAAUGAACGUGUUGAUAACAGAGAAAGGGAAAGAAUCGAAAGCAGAGACAGGUUCGAUAAUAGAGAUCGCGAUAGAGAUGUGAGGGACCGGGAGCGUGAGAGAGAAAGAGGUCGAAAUGAUAACAGAGAGCGUCAAGAUAGUGAAAAAGAGCGAAUGGAUAUGCGAGACAGAGAUAGAAACGAUAGAGAUCGCGGUGAUCGUUUGGAUCGGGAACGAUUCGAUAGAGGCUCGGAGAGAGGGGACCGCGACCGGAUGGAUCGUGACAACAGAGACAGGAUGGACCGCGACCGGAAUGACAGAGAUCGCGAUCGCGACUUCAGGGACAGAGAUCGAGAUUACGGCCGUGAUCGGGAGCAACCUAAUGCUGCCUUCUCAAAAACGUUCCAAAAUAAUAUUCCACCGCGAUUUUUAAAGCAACAGCAGAAUCGUCAACAAGACGAUCAACAUAAGGGGUGGGCGUUUUCAGGAAAACAAGCGCCCAGACGCCAAGAGCCGACGCCGUACAAUGCUCCGAGACACAAUGGACGGCGCUCUUAUUCAAGAGAUUUCUCAGACCGUGAGGAUGAUUUUAGGAGAGAAAAAGAUGGAUCUGGGCCUCAGUGGCGAUCUGAAAUGCAAGAUUAUGAUAGAGCUGGAAGGGAAUUAGAUAGAUCUAAUUCAAAAGAUUCUUAUAGAGAAUAUAGCGACUACAAAGAUAGAAGAAAUGAAUCUGACAGGAAAUCUAUAGAUAGUGGUAUUGAUCACAGCAGCAGAACAGCCGCUGAUAAAUUGACAGAAGUGUUCGAAAGAAAGAGUAUAGGAGUAGCAGAUUCAUUUCCUUCUUCAGAUUCCUCAACGCAAGUGCAAGCAGCAGAACGGCGUCCUACUCCACCUUCUGCUACCGUCCAGCGGGAAUCGUCUGAAAGAGAUUUUGGUAAAACUUCAUGGGCUGAAAUAACUCAAGAUGACUCAUCUGCUUAUCAAAAAACAUCUGCUGAAAAAACUACAUCUAAAGAAGUUGAACAUCUUCCUAAAGAUUCAGUAGAAGACAAAUCUAAUUUAAAUCAGCAAUCCACGGCGGGGUCUACUCAGCAGACUAUUUCAAAUCAUGCGGCACCUGCUUCUCAAAGUCAUAAAUUCAAUAAUCAUUCCGCUAGUGGGAAAAACGUGCAGAAUCAACAAGUACCUCAAAUACACCCAUAUACUAAUACUCAAUCACAAUCUUCUUCUGUUCAAUCUUUACUUGAUACUAACCAACCUAUUUCUAAACCUAUUACUCAAACUUCUAAACCUUCAAAUCUCGAUUCAGCUCAACAGUUACAAUCUUCAUCAGAUCAGAAUAUUGCACCAAAUUUAAACAAGCCAUUGUUUUCAUCCCAGAAAUCUGAGAAAGAAUUGUCGGAAUCUGAAUCUAUAGCUUCCAAAUCUAGUACUGAUCCUUCGGUAACAUUAGGAAAGGUCAACGAAACACAUUCAGUGGAAUCUCUACAGGGAAAUGUCGACAUUCAAAAACGACCAGUUGAUGAAAAAAGAAAUGAAAGAUUUGGUAGCGAGCAGCUUAAUAAGAAUCCCAUCAAGGAGCCUGUGGAAAGAAAAUCGAGCGGGUCUGGUUCGGAAAAGAAGGGCAGAGGUUUCGGCAGCAGUGGAGGAGGGGGUGGGGGCGGAGGAGCGGCGGGCGCAGGCGGCGGCGCUGGCUACGCCGUGUAUAACCGCGGCUGGGGCCGCGACUCUCGCGGCCGCCGCUCGCACCGCAGCUCGCGCUCCAACAACCGCGCCAGCGAGUCAGACGGCUCCACAGACGGCGCGCCUAAUGCUGAGCGCAAAGAACGACGUCGGGCGCCGCGCAGUCCACGAGGGCCGAAGAAAUCCGAUCGCCAUGACGACAAUCGCGCGGCUGAGCAGAUGUCGCACACCAUCGAUAAUAUGGAGAACAGGGAACCCUUCGCCCCACGCGGACAACCUUCUAGGAGAGGCAGAGGAGGAUUCCAAGGCGCGUCGCGCCCUCCGGCGCCGGCUAAAAGGGUUGCGGGUUACGGUCCGCCUAACACGAAGAGUCCCUUCAGUCAAACUAACAAAGCCGCCAAAGACGACGACGCUAAAGAUAUACAGGAUGAUAACAAAAACAAAUCCCAUUCCAAACCGCGAACCGGUUCGUCAACCGGGCGAGGACGGGACCGGAGGCCUAAAGGUUCCGUCGGACCGCUUAGUGGAGAAGACGAGAACUGGGAGACCACAUCAGAACAUUCCGAAGGCGGCAGUAACGCCCGCAGAGGUAGAUCUGGAGCGCAACAGCAGAGAGGCCUGCGUAAUCAGAAUAACCGCCAAAACAAUGCUCGCCAUGCACAAGGAUCGAAAAAAGACACACCCGCAGAUAAGACCACUGAAGUAAUAGAGGCUAUGACCGACCUUAAGAUUUCGGGCAAGAAGGACGACGAAGUCGUCGAUGAUGGAUUCCAGGAGGUUCGAAAUAAGAAAAACUCCAAGGAUACCCGAUGCCCCCCCGCCAAAGAAGAAACUAUUAAACAACCCAGAUCUCAUUCCAACCAAGGCGGUGGAAGAAAUGGAUCAUCCUCUAGAAAUCCUAACGAUAAAUCGAACGCUCCUCGUGGUUCGGCUCCGGUUAUGGGUAAGCCGGUGUCCCAGUAUGACCGGCCACGUCAAGCUAAUUUGGCACCGCGUUUUGUGAAGCAAAGACAAAAGCAGCAAAUGGGAUUAGUAACAGGCUUCGGACCAGACACCGGCGCGGCUCCGCCCCCGCCGGCGGUCAACGCAUGGGACAAACCUAUAUCGCAAACCUUGCGCGGCAACGUCGAAGAAACGACGACUGAAAAUGUAGAGAAUAAAUCUGGCCAGUCAAGUCAGCGUAGUACGCCUGCUGACGCACAAAAUAUUGCCGAAAUUAAGUCUGUUCCACCGACUUGUGCUGUCACUACCGAUAAAUCGGGAGUAUUAGAUGGGUCGACCCCGCCUGUAGAGACUAUCAUAUUCGAAAAUACGAAUUAUAAGACUGCACCACCUGCUGAGGCCUUAAAACAAAAAUAUCAACCUAGUGCUAACACUGCAAAGCCUCAGGGCGAAGAUAUUCCGGCAGAAUUAGAUGCCCGACCAGUAGCAUUCAACGGCGAGGUGAGACCACGACCAAGAUCCAUUCAAGAACUCAUGGCAGAUAAUAGUAGACCUGUAUCAGACGCCGAAGGUACAUUGAAUCUGCCGAUGUCAUUUGACACAUCUCAAAAAGCGGAAGAUUCAUCAGAUAUGAAACUUGAUUUUACUUUCGAUACAGAUACUCUUGGACAGCUCACUGAGGAUAAGACUGCCAAAACUCUCAGUUUGCCACGAGGAGUGCAUAUGAGUACAUCAAGUACUAUUUCCCCACUGGCUGCAGAUCUCAAUUUAAAAAUAGCUAGUGUGAAAAAGGUGUGGGAAAUGCCUGCAGUGGCUGAAGGCAGUGAAGAAUUACAGUUUCCCGGCUUCGAGGAGAGCAAUACUGAGACUGGCGCGCCUCCAAACGUGUGUAAAGUGAAGCCAACGCAACAGUUGCAGUCGCCGCCGCCUCAGCACUACAACCACGUAGGCUAUCAGGGCGGUUAUGGCGGGCUGUCAGUACCGUCGCCUCCGGCGGUUCUGUUCAACUCCUCGCAACAGCUGCUGGGCUCGUCCCAACAACUUCCUCAGCAAGGUGGCUUGUACGGAGCCUUUUUGGACCAGAGUAGAGGCCAAUUCGGGACGUUUCCUGGAACGCCGUACGGCGCUGGAUCAGCCGCGCCAUACAAUUACCACCAGCAGCCACCGCCAGAUGGUAUGGCUACUAUGUUCCAGAGCCUUCCCAACCAAUAUAGGAUGGCUGCAGCUGGAGGUGGCGCAGCUUUUGGCCAAUCGGGACAGCUUGGCAAUAAUCCCAGUACGGUUCUAAUCUCUAGUACUUCAAAUUCUCUCAUGUCAGCUACUGUGAAACCUUCCAGUCAGCAAAUUGGUGCUAUAGGCAGUAAAGGAGGUGGCGGUGUAGGCGGCGUCGGCAGUGUGAGCACGUACCAGCAGCAGUACCUCGGCUACUCGGGGCCCGUCGGCGAAGCCCCGUACUCUCUACCGGGCCUGUUGCCCCGGCCCGCGCCCCCGGCCAACUCGUACUACUCCCCGUACCAGCCGCCCACGGCCCCGGCGCCCACUUACCCGCUACAGUUCACGCAACCGGCACAGUCCGGGGCGUUUGGAUCGCAAUUCAUAUCGUCGCAGUUACAAGUGGCGGCCGCCGUUCAACAAAUGCAGCAACAAUACCGCGCGCCGCUGCAGCAGCAAUACGCCGCUCCGCCGCAGCCGCGGCCGCCGCCGCCGCAGCUGAAGUCGCCGCUGCACGAGCACGCGAACGGCUUCGCGCCGCUGUGCGAGUCCGCGUCGCCGACGCCCAAGCCGAACAAGCCGCAGAAGCCGCCGCACUCGCCGCCGCAGCACAAGUAUCACGCGCCGCCGCCGAUGCCGCCGCCGGCUAUCACGCCGCUACAGCACCAUCAGCAACAUCAGCAGCAGCAAAUGAUGGGCGGGAACGGCGGGCGGUGCGGCGGGGGCGGGGGCCCGCGGGGCCUGUCCCCGCGCUACCCGGCGCCCAUCCAGCGCCCGCCCGUGCCGCUGUACCGGCCCGCGCAGCACGUGCGGCACCACGCGCCCCGCCCCAACCUCUACCAGCAGUAUCAUCAUCAUCAGCGCAACGGAGCCGGCAGCGCCGAGCGCGUAACCGAUGCAGGUUCGGGCGCGGGUCCGCCCGACGAGCCGGCCGACGCCGCCGCGCCGCCCGACGCGCCGCCGCCCGCUGAGGUCAAGGCCGAGUGAACCUCCGCCUCGCGCCACGCCACUCUACUGCCCGCCGCCUCACACGCUCGAACAACCGAUGCGACGCCACGAUGCCCAUUCCAACCAAUACCUACAGUGUGUUCCUUAUUGAUCGAUCGGCGGCGAAAAACGGCAUCCUUCGAGCACGCCGUUUUCGGCGGCACGACGUCGCACCGUGUAAUCGGGUUCGAGCCCGUAGGUUUUCGGUUAUUUUAAUUAAGUCGUAAAUUAUGGAAGUGAUUUUAUGAUUAUUUAAGAUGUGUACGGAUUGAUGCGCCCUGCUGAACCGUCGCCGGUGGGAGUCCAUCGUUUUGGUCGGCUCUUACCGACGACGACGUGCGAGAUGCGCUCUGUUUGUAUGUAAAUAUAUUGAUCGGACGGAUAUCCGGCUAUUUGACUGUUACAUUUAAGUAUAUAUAAACGCGAACGGUCGGUGGCCGCCCCGCGACCGACGCACGGAGGACUCGCGUCCGACUGACCGAUGCUGCCUCGACCUCUCAUUAGUGAAUAUGUAGCGACGGUUUUGCAAAACCCAUGUCGAUGCAAUAUAAAUGAAUAAUUAAUGUAAUUUGGAGCUAAAACAAUUGUAUGUUACUCCAUGCGCUUGAGAGACAUACGGUUCAACUCCAUGUAUCAUAACCAAUUAUAUGCGAAUAAAAUUAUUAUGACAGAA
Molecule: messenger RNA, 6965 nt
Organism: Amyelois transitella
Lineage: Eukaryota; Metazoa; Arthropoda; Insecta; Lepidoptera; Pyralidae
Gene: nocte
Product: protein PRRC2C
Exons: 15
Coding region: 239-6292 (2017 amino acids)
Biological process (GO): cell differentiation
Source: RefSeq, a predicted model, not a curated record